Molecule: messenger RNA, 489 nt
Organism: Cooperia oncophora
Lineage: Eukaryota; Metazoa; Nematoda; Chromadorea; Rhabditida; Trichostrongylidae
Source: the annotation of a GenBank genome assembly
AUGUUCACCGCAGCCGGAUCUGCCUACGGAACCGCAAAGUCUGGCACUGGAAUCGCUUCCAUGGCCGUAGCCCGACCAGACCUUGUCAUGAAGGCCAUCAUCCCCGUCGUCAUGGCAGGUAUCGUAGCCAUCUAUGGUCUCGUCGUUGCUGUGAUCGUGUCCGGUAAAGUGGCCCCUGGUGGUCCCGAAUACACCCUGAAUCAGGCGUUUGCACAAUUUGCCGGCGGUCUUGUAUGUGGUCUAUGUGGUCUGGGAGCUGGUUAUGCAAUUGGAAUCGCUGGUGACGCGGGAGUGAGAGCCCUCUCACAACAGCCGCGAAUAUUUGUCGGUAUGAUUCUGAUGUUGAUUUUCGCCGAAGUACUUGGUUUGUAUGGAAUGAUUGUGGCCCUUAUUAUGGGUGCUACAUACACCGCCGAAAGUCCAGCGUACGCUCCAUUCUUUGGUUACAUGGGCGCCGCCUCAGCUCAGGUAUGGUUAUUAUUUUCUUGA